Messenger RNA from Letharia columbiana, 630 nucleotides. RefSeq lists its product as uncharacterized. The record is from RefSeq and is a predicted model, not a curated record. The coding region runs from base 1 to 630 and encodes 209 amino acids. Gene Ontology annotation, molecular function: DNA-binding transcription factor activity, RNA polymerase II-specific; protein dimerization activity; RNA polymerase II cis-regulatory region sequence-specific DNA binding. The transcript is spliced from 4 exons. NCBI's taxonomy places the organism in Eukaryota, Fungi, Ascomycota, Lecanoromycetes, Lecanorales, Parmeliaceae. Gene Ontology annotation, biological process: positive regulation of transcription by RNA polymerase II.
AUGGCCGACAUUGCUGAUCCCAAUGCCUCCCCCGGCGGUCACGACGACGCGACCGGCAACGGGAAUGGCGCCGACCCUCGAGGCAUCAAGCGUCCUCGCGUUAGUACCGCCGCCGACGACGACGAUGAUGACGACGACAAGCCCGGACGUGAGAGGAGGAAGAUUGACAUCAAAUUCAUUCAGGAUAAGUCUCGUCGGCACAUUACUUUUUCGAAGCGCAAAGCCGGUAUCAUGAAGAAGGCCUAUGAGCUCUCGGUCCUCACCGGCACCCAAGUCCUGCUCCUCGUCGUCUCCGAGACUGGACUAGUAUACACCUUUACAACCCCCAAGCUACAACCUCUCGUCACAAAGCCCGAGGGCAAGAACCUGAUCCAGGCGUGCCUCAAUGCGCCCGAGCCCGCUCCGGGGAACGAGAAUGGCGUUGACGCCGAAUCAACCGUCGACUCUCCUGAAGACGUCAGUCACGCGCAAAUCCCAGCUCCACAGGCAAGCAUGCCUCGAGGCGGCGGGAUGCCACCGAGUUACGGAAUGACACCUGAACAACAACACCAAAUGGCAUACCAGCAAUACAUGCAGAACCAGCAACAAGGCGUCGGAGGACACUAUCCCAUGCCUCCACAGGAGCGAUAG